This is a messenger RNA of Exophiala mesophila, 4285 nucleotides long. RefSeq lists its product as hypothetical. The record is from RefSeq and is a predicted model, not a curated record. The coding region runs from base 1 to 4143 and encodes 1380 amino acids. Gene Ontology annotation, molecular function: protein binding. The transcript has 3 exons. Lineage: Eukaryota; Fungi; Ascomycota; Eurotiomycetes; Chaetothyriales; Herpotrichiellaceae.
AUGAAGUUUCCAUCGCUCUCUGACGGGAGCCCCGUCGCUUUGGGCAAGAGGAAACGGCAGUCGACUUCUCCAGGACUGGCUUCUAGCGUCCCAGAUAAUCAUGCUUGGCAAAAUACUGACCUGUCGCGCCUUGCCAACUUAGACCCUGAUGUUGGCAAACGCCCCAGGCUUUCUGGCCCAGAUUUCUCUCAAGAUGUCACUUCCGGACAGAGGUCCACCGCACUGUUAUCAGAUCUCCCCCCAGAGAUCUGGCAGCACAUCUUUUGUCACGUUGAUCCAGUUGCCCUUGGCCGAUUGAUGCGUGUCAAUCGUUUGUUUCGCUCGCUGCUUGAUCCUGCAGUCCCUUUGCCUGAGCCGUCCGGUGUAGACAAGGCUAUCGGCCUGCGCCUACGAAAGCAAGACCUGGUCUGGGCUAUCUCGCGCAAGACCUUUUUGUCGGGGUUUCCAAGACCCUUGGAAGGAAUGACUGAGCUGGCUAUGUGGAGGCUUGUUCGCGGUACGACGUGUUACUUUUGUAAUGCAUCCUCGCUACGCCCUCCUCCCUCUGCUUCACAUUCUCCAUGGAAUGCUGGCCCAGGCAAAGAUUCCGUCCGGACCAUAUGGCCCUUUCGAGUUCGUGCUUGUACCUCGUGCCUGAAGCCUCGACUUAUCAAGGAUACAACUCUCCUCAUGUCAUCAUCGGCAGCAUCCACUCUCCGUUCUGGUUUGCCUUUCGCCAUCUUUACGUCUGAUUGGGACUACGUUCUUGGAACAAGCCUUCAGAACGCGGACCCACCAUCCAAUCUCCAACUUAUAAAGUACUUUUUCCUGCAUCAAGUUGAUGAACUCCAGAACCAGCUGCAAUACGUUCAGACUCUGGGGUCAGCUGCAAGUGAAGAGUGGUUCAAGGGCCUUGAAGACCGUGGGUCUCAUCUCAAUUCCGAUGCUGCCCGAUUCGAGCAGUGCGAGCUCCAAGGAACGUUCACAAGACUUCCCCAGUCGAAAACUCGGAUAAAUCUCCCCUCAAGGACUGGUUUCGACGCAGCGCAAGACCAGCUCUCCGAGACUGUACCUACCCAGAAGCAGAUACCCGUAGCAUCGUCGGGUCACACUGACACCAGACCUCUUGUUACUGCAACGACUCCAGAUAGGAUGGAUGUCACUUCAUUGGAGUCUGUGAUGAACCCUUCUCUGCAACCUCACCCUACGAUUCCGCAACACCCCAACUCUGCGGCCGAUCUGUCUUCACUGCCAGUUCCUCGCAACCGCCACGGACGCUCACUUCAGGAAGCCGAACAGGCAAAGGCUGAGCGCAGAACAGAGAUCGAACGUCGGUGCCAAGCAAUGAUACCUCCGAUCUUACAGUCCACUCUUCCCUUCAUGGAUGCAUUCCAAGCAGCAAUCAAGAUCGCCCGACCCCUCACAGAGGAUGAUUGGAAAAUUCUGGAGCCGCGACUACUAUCUCAACGAAUCGCUGCCCAACACAAAGAAGCGAUGCAAGUCACUCCAUCAGGCAGUGCCGACGCACAACUUCGACAGCAGCAAUUGGAAGAAGAGCAGCGGGUAGCUCAAGAAAACGAAACCAACAUGUGGUCCGAGCUCAACGUUUCAAGCCGAGACAAGAUCACUAGAUAUGCCCAAAAGUUCAUCCAGCAGACCUGGUCCGGUGGCAAAGGCGUGACCAAAGCAACUAGUAGUACGUUUGCUGCAGAGGUUCUAUGCCAUGUCCGGCAACGCUUCGAUGACGAGAUCGCGGAGGAAGACAAAAUGUUGGCCAUGAAAGGGACCGCAUUUCCGCACACCCCCGAGUCUCUUGCUAAUCGCAGGUUGACUCUAGAAGACAUGAAAUGGACCUUUGAAGAGUUUGUGAAGCCACAUACCGACAAGUAUGGAAAGGACGUCUUUCUUUGCCGUGACUGCGACGACAGCCAGAAGUUGUUUCCAUUCGAGGGUAUCAUCCAGCACUAUGCCGCCAAACAUACGAACAACUUCAGUCGCGGCAAGGCCGUUGUGUAUUGGAAGGCGGACUGGCCAUCCGAGCCUCCCUUUGACCCUAGUCCGAACAUACCCUGGGUUCAAAAUCCUAGCGACAGUCUAAUGCAUCCACGAGCUAACAUGAUCCCCACGACCAGAGCACGGACGGCGCCAAAAUCAUCUGCACCUCGAUCCAUCAGCAGCCAGGAGACGAUCUCCAAUGAACUGGUUUGGAUGAUCCAAGAUGUAUGGCAUCUGACCGAAGGAGUCUGGAAUCUUCCACACAGCUUGCGGCUGUACGUCGUGAUCCAAAUCACUGGCAAGCGUUUUUCUCAGAGGUUCAAUGAAGAUCUUGGAUUUCAUUCUUUCUUCCACUGCGUCCAAAGUCGACCAGAGCUGUAUCUUAUCCACACUUUGUCAGGACUUCAUUGCAAGCUCUGCGUCCCUCAGCCUGACUUACCAAUGUCCCAAAUACCCCCCUCACAGAACUUUGGGCUGUCACUUACCGACUUACUGAUGCACUUUCAAAAGACCCACAUCGAUAUGGAUGCCUCUAGCUCGGGCAAUGGUUACGGCUUGGUCUCACCUCCAUGGACCAUGAGUUCUGCUUCAGGGAGGCUAGACUGGAAGCGGGACAUGGUCUUGCUUCCACAUGGAAACGAAAUUCAGGACAUUCUUCGUUCGCCAUCAACAGAUCCCAUGAAACUGCAACUCAUCAGCGAAGCAUUAAGUUCACCUGCCUACGCAUCGACUAUUGUUGCUGGCCCGCGAUCAGUUCUCUCGUCGUCCGAAAAGCGAACCCUACCACCCCGCCAUGCGAACUAUGAAGAACACCCGCGAGCUGUUCCCAGUCGAGCGCCUUUAGCAUUUCUUCCUCACGAGCCUACUGGCGCUCCGUCCGCUCUAUCUGCUCCGUCCUUGCACCCAUCGGAGGAUGAGUAUGAUCCUCAUCGGCCGGCCACCCAGCCUCGCCUGUAUAAAAGACGGCCUCCAUCGGGAUCAGGUCGUGUAUAUCAAAUUGCAGGACAUGGUGCCGUUGAAACAAGCUCUCUAAUUGAAAAGAUCGGCACCUCCCCUCGCGGGUGGUUGAGCACGCAUGACAACCCAUAUUAUCGCGAUGAAAAGGGCCCAACCUCCAACGAUGGAUUUGUAACUGACUUCAGGCGUUGGCGAACACCACCGGCGGCGCAUGGCCGUCCAAGAAGCAGACCGUUUGAUGGGGAGAGUCAGCUGAUGCAUGGAUCGACAGAAAGAGCUGCAGCGAGCGUACCCAGAGGAUCGCCACGCGUCAGUGGUGCUGGAGCUGGUAUAAGUACGGCGGCAGUGGAAUUCUUGAACAAUUUCGAUAAGAUGCCAGUGAGGGGCUCGGAAGAGCUCGUGAGGAGUAUCAAUGGCCCGACCGUCCGCUAUCUCGAAGGUGACGAUCGCAGACCAGAAGCACGAAUUAUGGGAGCAGCGCACGAGACAAACAGUGUGGCCCAAGAGGGUAACAUCGCCCACGAAGGUUACGUGUACGCCAGAUCACUAACUCCGUCCUUGCCGAUUCGACCACGCGAAGUAUAUCGACGGCUACCAUCGAAUCAUGGCCGUUUGGAAGGCCCAUUGCAGCCAGGCAUGUCACACGAGGAUAGCGCUUUCGAUCGACAGGGCACGGCCCUCACUGGGUCGUACGGGUCAGACCUUCCCGAGCGAAUUCAUCGGAUCGAGCGACAAGAGCGACGGAUAUACCCGAUCGCUGGUCGGUACUUCGAGCUUGUGGAAGAGGAGACGCAUCCUGAGGGAGAGAGACAAGAGAUGCGAGAGUCGCGAUUUGCGGCAGUUGAUACAAAUCCUCGAGCCUGGUACGAUGACCAAGGGCAAGCGAUUGCAAGUGGCAGAGAACUUGCUGUUGGGCCUGAAUAUGGAUCGAGAUCGUCUGGCCAUGAGCGCUAUGAGCCAAACCAGGACCAUGUGCGGUAUGUGACACAGAACGGAAGACCGGUGGUCGGAGGAAUCUACCAUGGCGAUGCUGUGUACUCGCCAGCGCAUCAAGAGCCAAGGAUAACAUUUCCGGAAUAUGAGGAGAUACAGUACUUGCGUUCCUCCUCUUUCGAGACUAGUCAGCCUGUACGGGUUCACAACGGCAACUACGCAGGGCACGAGGAAACGUUCAUGGUUAAUGAACAACGUCACCCUGCGUCACAAGGGUAAAAUCAUGGCAAGGAUGGACUUCAUGGACACGCAUAAGAAUUACUGACUCCAGAAGGAUCUGGAGAUGCAUACAGGCCGACUUUGGUCUGCCCGGAAAGGACUCUACUCCAAGGAUUAUCUGAGGAAAGUAAAGGGCUGCCAG